Messenger RNA from Hydra vulgaris (swiftwater hydra), 790 nucleotides. NCBI's taxonomy places the organism in Eukaryota, Metazoa, Cnidaria, Hydrozoa, Anthoathecata, Hydridae. The record is from RefSeq and is a predicted model, not a curated record.
UUUGGCAGUCAAAACAAAUCGAUUUUAAAGCUAAACAGUAAAUAUUAAUUAGCGUCUUUUAAUAAUAUAGGAGUUAAAGGUUUAAUUUAUACAAAGUUUUUUUAAUAAUCAUUUAUAUUUAUAAAAUAAUAUGCCUGACGUGUGUUGUGCCUAUGGAUGUACAAAUAGAAGAACAUUAGCUAAUGCUCAUUUGAGCUUUUAUCGAAUACCAACUAAUAAAUCUGAAUCUGGUGCUAACAGAAGAGACAAAUGGGUUGCAGCAAUUAAAAGAGAAAAAUGGAACGUAAAACAAAUAAAUAAUGCUCGUUUGUGUAGUGCUCAUUUUACUACAGGGAAAAAAUCUGAUGAUCCCUGUCAUAUUGAUUAUGUUCCAACUGUAUUUUCUUUUAAAAAGACACAUGGAAAACAAAUUAAAGCUUCUUUAGAACGAUAUGAGCGAUCAAAAAAAAGGCAGCGAACUCUUUCUAGUAAUGAGUCUAUAUUAUUACCGAUCCACGAGGUUGGAUCAUUUAACGAGACAAAAAUUAAUGAGUUGGUUGAAGGGGACUGUUUAAAUUGUCCUUCAGAAAACGAGAUAACCCAAAGAGCUGUUGAAAUAGGCACACAAACUGAAGUAUUUGUAACAAAAGAAAAACAACUAAAACGAACUUUGAGAAAAAAGAUAUUUGAAAUACAAAAAUUGAAGCAAAAGUUACAAAUAUGUCAAAGACAAUUAAUAUUAAAGAAAAAGCAUUAAACUUUUUAACUGGAAUUACCAAACCAGCUUUGUUUGAAUGGAUUUUGCAAGAAG